This is a messenger RNA of Fundulus heteroclitus (mummichog), 2053 nucleotides long. RefSeq names its product cholinergic receptor, nicotinic, alpha 3 (gene chrna3). Gene Ontology annotation, biological process: regulation of membrane potential; monoatomic ion transmembrane transport; signal transduction. Gene Ontology annotation, cellular component: neuron projection; synapse; postsynaptic membrane. Gene Ontology annotation, molecular function: acetylcholine-gated monoatomic cation-selective channel activity; transmembrane signaling receptor activity. Lineage: Eukaryota; Metazoa; Chordata; Actinopteri; Cyprinodontiformes; Fundulidae. The coding region runs from base 157 to 1845 and encodes 562 amino acids. The record is from RefSeq and is a predicted model, not a curated record. The transcript is spliced from 5 exons.
UAAAAAACUGAACGUGCACAAAUUUGAAAACUUUCCAUUUUAACCAAGAAGAUUAUUUAACAUAGUUGCUAUUCUUUGAUUGACUUGUAAUGGUGUCAGCAGAUAACAGUUGCAUGGGUAAAAUAGCUAAAAUGUAAGGAAAUAUGUUUGUGUUAAAUGCACAAAUUGGAUUUCCGCCAUGUGGAAAAUCCUGCAGUCACUGAUCCAUAUCUGACAAUCUGCUCCGGUGCAGGAGGCACAUGUUCAGAAGCAGAGCACAGGCUCUUCUCAGUGAUAUUCUCCAACUACAAUCAGUACAUACGGCCGGUGGAAAAUGUGUCUGAUCCGGUCAUUGUGCAGUUUGAGGUGUCCAUGUCGCAGCUGGUCAAAGUGGAUGAAGUCAACCAGAUAAUGGAAACCAAUCUGUGGCUCAGACAUAUUUGGAACGACUAUAAACUCAAAUGGGAUCCUAAAGAUUUUGGUGGCGUAGAGUUCAUCCGAGUACCGUCAAACCGAAUUUGGAAACCAGACAUUGUUCUUUACAAUAACGCUGUCGGAGAUUUCCAGGUUGACGACAAAACAAAAGCUCUGCUUCGCUACAACGGUGACGUCACUUGGAUCCCUCCGGCCAUAUUCAAAAGCUCCUGUAAGAUCGACGUCACAUAUUUCCCCUUCGACUACCAAAACUGCACCAUGAAGUUUGGCUCCUGGACCUACGACAAGGCCAAGAUUGACCUGGUGCUGAUCGGUUCGACUAUCAACCUCAAGGACUUCUGGGAGACUGGCGAGUGGAUAAUCAUUGACGCGCCUGGCUACAAGCACGACAUUAAGUACAACUGCUGCGAGGAGAUCUACACCGAUAUCACUUACUCUUUGUACAUCCGCCGCUUGCCUCUUUUCUACACCAUCAACAUGAUAAUCCCCUGCCUCCUCAUCUCCUUCCUGACGGUGCUCGUCUUCUACCUGCCUUCGGACUGUGGCGAGAAAGUCACGCUGUGCAUCUCCGUCCUGCUAUCGUUGACCGUCUUCCUUCUCGUCAUCACGGAAACCAUUCCCUCCACCUCGCUUGUCAUACCGUUGAUCGGCGAGUAUCUCCUCUUCACCAUGAUUUUCAUCACCCUCUCCAUUGUCAUUACCGUUUUCGUUUUGAACGUCCACUACCGCACUCCCAAGACGCACACCAUGCCCCGCUGGGUGCGCCGCGUCUUUCUGGGACUGCUGCCCAGAGUGAUGUUCAUGACCAGGCCGGAGAGGGAAGCGGAGAAGGUGACGGUGGCGGGCAGCGUCGAGGCAAUGCAGCCGAGAACCUGCGCGGUUCACCCUUCGGGCACCCUGCAAAAGCAGCACAAGCCCCAGGCCUUGGCGUCCAGCGUGGUGUCGAGCCUGACGAGCCGCCAGCGGCUUUUCAACAACACGGAGCUCUCUAACCUGAACAACCUGAGCGAAGACUUGGGCAAGGGCGUCCUGUGCUGCGAAGGCCGCUGUAACUGCUGCUGCCAGAAGAGAUCCGGCAGACUGCCGUCAGACGCUGCGGGAGGGUGUGGUGGACUGGGCAGCCUUGGGGCCCUGGCUGGAGGCACUGGUGUCGGCGUCAGACAGGACAGUCACUGCUCCAGUUCGGAGUCUCUGGAUGGAGGCGUUUUGUCCCUUCUGCCUCUGUCUCCUGAGGUGCGAGAGGCGAUUGAAAGCGUUAAAUACAUAGCAGAGAACAUGAGACUUCAGAAUGAGGCAAAAGAGGUUCAAGAUGACUGGAAGUACGUUGCCAUGGUUAUCGACAGGAUCUUCCUCUGGGUUUUUGUCCUUGUCUGUAUCCUGGGGACAGCUGGCCUCUUCCUCCAGCCUCUAUUACUCGGGGAGGAUAUUUGAUUGAAUUUAAGAAAACUAUUACUCCAGACUGCUGAAUUGCACACAGCUCUCAUAUAUAGGACUGUGGCCUCUGUCUGAGAAGUGGAAAAACAAAAGACACAAAGACAUGGAGUAAAAAAAAAAAGUUCUAAGAUUUAAUGUUUUCUGCUUUGCUUUUUAUUUGAAAAAUCUUUCUUGAAUAUAUGGCAAAUAAAUCUGUGACACGGUG